Rotaria sordida is the source of this 378-nucleotide messenger RNA. NCBI's taxonomy places the organism in Eukaryota, Metazoa, Rotifera, Eurotatoria, Philodinida, Philodinidae. The record is from the annotation of a GenBank genome assembly.
AUGAACGCGCUAUUUCGCUCGUACACGCCUAAAGUAAUGCAAUUAUUGGUGAUUUACAUUGCUGAAGCACACGCACGUGAUCAAUGGCCUGUAGGCAAAACGAUUUCAUGUGUGGAUCAGCCAACAACACUCGAACAACGACUUGAGAAUGCUCGUCAAUGCAAAGAGAAUUUUAAUUUCGAAGUGCUCAUGCUUGUCGACAAUAUGGAGAAUACCUUUCAUAAUACUUACGGAUCUUGGCCUUUUCGUUUUUAUGUCAUGUAUCAGGGUAAACUGGUUUUCAAAGCAGAACCUGAUCCGGAAACCUUCUGCUACAAUAUGAAAGACCUUGACACAUGGAUUACUAACUUCUGUCCAUCAAGUGAUCCAGUUGCUUAG